AUGUCGCUGAAAAGACGCAGUAGUCGUAUUGGGCCUGAAGAGGACGUGUCGUUCAACUCACCCAAUGGAUCAAGCUUCGAGGUUAACAAGGUCCCAAAUAAGAUUAAUACAUCUUCCAGAGAAACAAUAACCACCUCCACGCUGGAAAAAUAUAUCCCUCCAUGGAGUGAGCCGUACAUCAUUGGUGUAGCAGGAUACAGUGGUAGUGGGAAGACGUCUGUCUCGCAAAAGAUCAUUCAUGAAUUGAACCAACCAUGGACAGUUCUUUUAUCAUUUGAUAACUAUUAUAAGCCACUUACAAAGGAAGAAUCAGCGAAGGCUUUCAAUAAUGAAUAUGACUUUGAUACUCCCCAAUCAUUGGAUUUAGAUAUCUUGGUGGAACACUUGAAUGCCUUGAAACGAGGUGAAAAAGUCGAUAUCCCCAUAUAUUCGUUUGCUGCACAUAAUCGUACUGACAAAGUCGAAACCAUCUAUGGAGCCAAUGUGAUUAUUAUUGAAGGGAUCUAUGCAUUGUAUGAUGAAAGGCUUUUGAAUAUGAUGGAUCUAAAAGUGUUUGUGGAUACAGAUUUGGAUGUUUGUUUAGCUCGUAGAUUGACAAGAGACAUUUUAUAUCGUGGACGGGAUUUAUCUGGUUGUCUAAAGCAAUGGGAACUGUUUGUCAAACCUAAUCUGGUUAGAUAUGUUAAGCCUACUAUGAUGAAUGCUGAUUUGGUUAUCCCAAGAGGCUCACUGAAUGAAAUAGGUAUCAAUUUGAUGAUUCAACACGUUCAAAAGAAAUUAGCAUUGAAAAGUGCAAUUCAUUUACAGCGGUUACACCAAUUAGGGAAGCAAUAUGGAUUGGAUACCAGUCAUGUAACAACUUUACCAAACACAAACUAUCUCAAAGGUUUGCAUUCUCAAUUGCUUAGUCUGGAAACUGAACGGAGUGAUUUUAUAUUCCAUUUUGAUAAGAUGGGAAUAUUAUUAUUAGAAAUGGGUUUAAAUAAGCUUGGACCUCGGAACUAUUCAGAGAAACAAGUUAUUACUCCUCAAGGGUACCAUGCCAAAGGUGUUGGUUUCGAACAGGAGUUGAUUGCUGUGAGUAUUAUCCGUAGUGGAGAUUGUUUUAUGAAUGCCAUCAAGAAGACAUUGAAUGAUGUCCCCAUUGGUAAGCUAUUGAUUCAAAGUGAUACCAGUACAGGAGAACCGCAAUUACAUUGUGAUUCAUUACCAUCAUAUGAUAGGUCCAUGAACCAACAAAUUUUCCUUUUCGAUAGUCAGAUCAUAAGUGGGGCUCAAUUGAUUAUGGCUAUUCAAGUGUUAAUAGAUCAUAAUUUUCAUCAAGAAAACAUCACUAUUAUCACUUAUUUAUCAACAGAAAUUGGAUUGAAACGUAUAACGAACGUGUUCCCCAAUUUGAACCAGGUAAUCAUAGGUAAAUUGUCCAAUGGAGAAUGCCAGCAUAAUGAAGAGGGUCUCAAAGAUACAGACUGGAACUUUAGAAACAGGUUCAUAGAUAGCUUAUACUUCGGAACAGGUUAA
Messenger RNA from Lizanozyma spartinae, 1521 nucleotides. RefSeq names its product uridine kinase (gene URK1). Gene Ontology annotation, molecular function: kinase activity; ATP binding. Lineage: Eukaryota; Fungi; Ascomycota; Pichiomycetes; Serinales; Debaryomycetaceae. The transcript has a single exon. The record is from RefSeq and is a predicted model, not a curated record. Gene Ontology annotation, cellular component: cytoplasm. Bases 1 to 1521 code for a protein of 506 amino acids.